Spodoptera littoralis (African cotton leafworm) is the source of this 2244-nucleotide messenger RNA. The record is from the annotation of a GenBank genome assembly. NCBI's taxonomy places the organism in Eukaryota, Metazoa, Arthropoda, Insecta, Lepidoptera, Noctuidae.
AUGAUGAUAUUCCUACAAUUAACAUGUCUUCUAAUAAUAGCUUCAUCGUCAUCAGCGCUACAGUUUCCACCGAAUCCGACGUCAGAUAUGUCUGCAGAUGAAAAACUGCAGAAGGCAAAUAAAACGCUAGAUCAAUCGGAUGAAAGCGGACAUGAGGUAGAAACAGAUGUUGAUGAAGUUAAGGAAAAGAAAUUUCUAGAUGAUGCUAUGAGAACAGUACUAGAUCCUAAUACAUUAAUUGUUAAGACAAAUGAUAUAGUAGAAACGUUUAAAUAUCAAUUAGAUGAGUUAGAUAAAGUUAACGCAAGUCUCGACGUGUUUAUGGAAGAGAUGGAUAAACUAAGUUUGGAUGUUUGCAAAACAUCACAGGAGGCUCUUUGGUCUUAUGUUACUGAUAUAAACAACGAAACAAAGAAAAAUAAAAUGGUUAGAAUUGCUGCCGAAGAAGACGAAAUAAAGAAGCAGUAUUGGAAUAUACUCAAAAAGAAAUAUUUGAACGAUGAACAAGUAAUGAAUGAUCCAAAGAUGAAACGGAAAAUCAGGAUUAUCAAGGAACGAGGAACGAAUGUGCAGAUGCCGCAGAGUAAACAAAGAGAAGAAAUAGACACGAUGCAGAGAAUUUGGAGUCGCGUCACAGUGUGCGCCUACAAUAUAAGUUGCGGCUCGGAAGACUCGGUACGAACGAUGAGUGACGUAAUAUCGAUCUUUAAAACAAGCAACGAUACAAAAGAAUUGUCUUAUUAUUGGAAGAUUUAUCGCGAUACAACUGGAAAGAAAAUACGUCCAAUAUUCAAAGACUAUGUUGUAAGAAUGAAUAGAGUUGCAGAAUCAGAAAAUUUUACUGAUGCUGGAGAUAUGUGGAGAUACGCAUUUGAAGACGAUAACUUUGUUAAUACUGUUAAUAGAAUCUGGCAAGAGAUUAAGCCCUUUUAUGACUUACUACACAAUUAUGUCAGAGGCAAACUGAAGUUUAUAUAUAAAGAAGUUUUGAGGAGUAACGACAAAUUGAUUCCAGCUCAUAUUUUGGGUAACUUAUGGGCUCAAGAGUGGCAGGCAAUAUAUCCAAAGGUAGCAGCAUACACUGAUUUCAUAAGGCCUAAGCUUCCCCCAAACGAGACGAUACACUCCAAAGACCUGUUCGAUGCAGUGGACGAGUUCCAUCAAUCUCUUGGAUUUGAAAGUGCUAAAGAUUCCUACCAGGAUAUCAAAGAGACAAUGACUACUGCCAAUUGCUUGCCAUCCAGUCAUGAUAUGUGUGAUGGUGUGAAUUACAAAAUCAAAUGGUGCGGUGAAAAGGUGACAGAUGUAGUGGUGGGUCUGUCACGAGCUGCAAGACUACUCGGACAUGUGCAAUACUUCAAGCAUUAUAGAAACCUGCCUCCUUUGUAUAGGGAUGGGCCGAAUCCAGCGUUCCACGAUGCAAUCUCCGACAUCGUCGCCGUUCAGUUGACCUCGCCGGAACACUUGAAAACCCUGAACCUAGUGAAGGUCGAUACAGGUCCAGAAGUGACGCUGAACCAUUUGCUCUGGGUGGCCUUGGAAAAGUUUCCAUUGAUGGCCUAUGCGUAUGUCCUGGAUAAAUGGCGGUGGGACGUCUUCGGGAACAGCAGUUUGGAUCAUUGGAACCAACAUUGGUGGGAUUUGAGAAUAAAGGAAACAGGGGUAUCACCUCCCGUACUGAGAAAUGAGUCCGAUCUUGACCCCGCAGCGAAGUAUCAUGUUGUUUCACACGUACAAUACAUUACAUAUUUAGUGUCUCACGUAUUAGAGUUCCAGAUUCUUUUGUCACUCUGUAAGAAAGCGAAUCACACAGGACCCUUACACGAAUGUUCUAUAUAUGGCGUGAAAGAAGCAGGAAAACUUCUAAGUGAUGGUAUGGCAUUGGGUGCGAGUGAGGACUGGAGGACAGUGCUACAAGCCAUGACUGGAGAAACAGAGCUAUCCACUGAGGGUAUACUCCAGUACUUCGCAGAACUUCAGACAUUCUUAAAAGAAGAAAAUAUCAAACUUGCAGCCCUAACCGAAGGAGAUAUGGACCAAAGUGCCCCAAUCAUUGUUGGUGCUAUAGUAGUGUUAUUGACAAUCUUAAUUAUAGUACUUUAUUGUGUAAAGAAACACGAUUUUGGUAGCAAAGUGUUCUCCGCUUGUGGUCUAAGUAAAAACGGAUCUUUGGACAUAGUGACGAACGAACUCCCACAAGGAAAGACCAAUGAGGUUGAUGGUAUAAGCGAAGAUAAGGUUUGA